AUGGCACCCGAGGCUGGCGUGGAGGUCAUUGACUGUACAGACAAGUGGAUUACUCCGGGUUUCGUGGACACGCACCGCCAUGUCUUCAUGGCCGUCAUGCGCGGCAACCAUUGCGACUGGCUGCUGACCGAAUACUUCAUCAAGGAGUCCUGGACCGUCCAGGGCGACCUCACUCCGGACGAGGUCCGCAUCGGCACCCUCGCCGGCUGCCUCGACGCCCUCCACAACGGCGUCACCACCCUCCUCGACCACUUCCACGCCGCGAACACGCGCGCGCACCUCGACGCCGCGCUCGCCGCCACGCUCGAGUCCGGCGCGCGCGUCGUCUGGGCCCCCGCGCGGCAGUCCGCGCCCACGCGCCUGUACCCUUCGAUGGAGUUCGCGGACGACGCCGCCGCGCGCGCGUGGCAGCUCGACGCGCUCACCUCGCUCGCCCCGGAGCUGCGCGCGGACGGGCGCGUGACGCUCGGGCUCGCGUACGACGUCCUGCGCGGCGCAGAUGUGGCGCCGCACGUCGAGUUCGUGCGCGCGGCGCGGGCGGCCGGGGCGCGAAUCGUGACCGCGCACGCGCUCGUCGACGAGCACAUCACGGCCUGGCGCGACGCGGGGCUCAUCGGGCCCGACGUGGUGUUCUCGCACUGCAACAGCCUGCAGGGGCGCGCGGACCCCGAGGACGCGGUGUGGAAGGUGCUGAAGGAGAGCGGGGCGGGGAUCGGCGCGACGCCUGUGGACGAGCUCGGGAUGGGGCACGGGAACCCGGUCGCGUUGGAGGCGCUCGCGCGCGGGGUCAAGUGCGGGCUGGGAGCGGACGCGGUGUCGAUCAACGGCGGAGACAUGUUCACGCAGAUGCGCACGCAGCUCCAGUGGUCGCGCGGGGCCACGCACGAGAACAUCCGCAAGAACAAGCUCGCGCUCCCGUACAAGAACGAGUGGAACUCCGCGGACGUCUUCCGGCUCGCGACUCUCGGAGGGGCGGAGUGCUUGAACAUGGGGGACGUGAUCGGAACGGUCGAGGUGGGGAAGCGGGCGGACCUGCUCGUGUUCGACACCAACACGCCCAACCUUGGAGGGGCAGCAGACCCGGUCACGGGAGUGGCCUUCCACGCCGGGAGCGAGGACGUCGAGACGGUGUUCGUGGAUGGGGAGAUGGUGAAGAAGAACGGGAAGCUGGUUCGGAGCUGGGGUCCGGUGGCCAUGGAGCUGAGGAAGCACGCUGACGCGAUCCGCGAGCGGUGGUCGGCCAACAAGCUUGAAGGAGAGUGGAAGAAGUGGUGGGACACCUUCGGGUCGCCCGUGUGGUAG
Messenger RNA from Epithele typhae, 1302 nucleotides. RefSeq names its product Metallo-dependent hydrolase. Bases 1 to 1302 code for a protein of 433 amino acids. Gene Ontology annotation, molecular function: hydrolase activity, acting on carbon-nitrogen (but not peptide) bonds. The transcript is spliced from 5 exons. The record is from RefSeq and is a predicted model, not a curated record. Lineage: Eukaryota; Fungi; Basidiomycota; Agaricomycetes; Polyporales; Epitheliaceae.